This is a messenger RNA of Sardina pilchardus (European sardine), 2483 nucleotides long. RefSeq names its product inositol-tetrakisphosphate 1-kinase-like. Bases 219 to 1364 code for a protein of 381 amino acids. Gene Ontology annotation, biological process: inositol trisphosphate metabolic process. Gene Ontology annotation, molecular function: inositol-3,4,5,6-tetrakisphosphate 1-kinase activity; magnesium ion binding; ATP binding. The record is from RefSeq and is a predicted model, not a curated record. NCBI's taxonomy places the organism in Eukaryota, Metazoa, Chordata, Actinopteri, Clupeiformes, Clupeidae. The transcript is spliced from 10 exons. Gene Ontology annotation, cellular component: cytoplasm.
AUGGGAUUCUUUUUUUUAUUCAACAGGGAAGCUGUAGUUCUUGAUCUUCGGACACCUUGUAGGCGAAAUCAAAUGAUAUGAAACAGAAAAACAAAAGGACCUUUUUGGCACUUUAACGAACAUUUCGUUAUUUAUUUAUUUUGUUACCAGACUACAUUUUAUUUCGACUACAAUUGAUGGAUUUGACGAGGUAUUCAGUGUAGCCUAAUGACAGCGGUAUGUCUCCACCUGCAAGAGACCCACCUCCGUCUCAACCCUUUCUGCUGUGUUACUCCGGAGCUCACCCCAGCUUUGAGCACGAGCCAAGAGGAAACCAAAUGGCAAGCCGUCGGGUUGGAUUCUGCUUAAGUGACAAGAAAAGAAAACGUAUGAAUUUGUCAGCGUUUGCGGACCUCUGUGCGGGUCGUGGCAUUGACGUGGUCGAGAUAGACCUCAGCCGGCCACUGCCAUCCCAAGGGCCCUUCAGUGUCAUCGUGCACAAACUCUCUGAUGUCAUCGUGGAGGCUGAACAUGACAGCCAAUCGGAACAACUCCUCAGCAAUUUCCAGAGUUACAUCUCAGCACAUCCUGAGACAGUACUUGUGGACCCACUGCCAGCCAUGACCCAGCUGCUGGACCGCUUCACUUCCUAUCGCAUCAUCAGCCAGUUACAGAGCACACUGGAAGGAAGAAGCAUCUGCUGCCCUCCUUACCUGGAGAUCAACACCAGGGACCCGUCCGUGAUACAGGCUGCUGUGCGGAGCAGACAGCUCAGCUACCCUCUGAUCUGCAAGACCAGAGUAGCUCAUGGAUCCCGUUCCCAUGAGAUGUCUCUGAUCUUCAGUGAGGCUGGGCUGUGUGACGUCCACCCCCCCUGUGUCCUCCAAAGCUUUGUGAACCAUGGAGCAGUGCUGCACAAGGUGUUUGUGGUGGGAGACGACCACUUCACUGUGGAGAGACCGUCUCUCAAGAACUUCCCCCCUGGGCCCUGUGACAGGUCGACCAUUUUCUUCAACAGCCACGACGUCUCUAAGCCAGAGUCUUCCUCCCAUCUUACAGCGCUGGACGACACCAUGCCACGGCUGCCCGCUCCGAGUGACGACGCCAUGGUGGCACUGGUGAGGCAGCUGCGGGCACAGCUCGGCAUGUCGCUGUUCGGGGUCGACGUCAUCGUGAACCUUCACACACACACACUCACCGUCAUCGACAUCAACAUCUUCCCAGGUUAUGAGGGAGUCCCACAGUUCUUCUCUUCUCUCCUGAACUACAUAGAGUCCAUCAUGGAGAAGCAGGAACCAUCACAGCCAGCAGUGGCCCCUAUCCUCAGUCCCCAGCCUACUCAGCGUAACGAGGAGCAACAACCAGCAGGGGGCGACAACUCCUGACCUGGUAUAUUAUCCACGGUGGAAAACUACAACCACAGAGGGAAACAGUGGCGUGAUGAAAACUGACACCACGGCGGUGAUUUAACGCAAGAAAGUGCCAAGAGUUUGGGUAGCUGUGCAAGGCCACUGUUUACUUCAGUGCAUUGACUGAGGAAGUGAGAAUCCCAAGUGGGAUGUGUGUUAUUUACCGAGUGGAGGAGUGGAGGAGUGGAGGAGUAGAGGAGUGGAGGAGUCUUUAAUGGGCCUAAAUGGGCUAACAUGUCUGAUGGGACUCAGGAGAGGGCUUCUGGUGGUCUCGUUUACUUUCUCUCUGCUCCUGUUUGGGAAUGUUUCUGGGAGUAUAUUUGGGUACUUAGGACUCCUGUUUGGGAAUGUUUUUGGGAGUAUAUUUGGGUCAUUAGGACUCAUGUUUGGGAAUGUUUCUGGAAGUGUAUUUGUCAUUAGGGAAGUUUUAUAUGUAGAUAUUUAGACAAAAGUGUGAAUAGGUAUGAGACAAACAAAUCAUAUAAACCUUUUAUGAAUUCAAGUUAUACUCUGUGCACUACUUUUUAAAAUACUACAUACAGAUGAGAAUGUAUAGUAAACCAUAUAGACCUCGUGCUGUGAAUGCGAACAGGUCAACAACACACACCAUCGAUGAGACUGUGAUUUCCACUGUGCUUUUAUUGACAGUCCAUUUAGCGUAAGACACAACAGGCACAAAUAUUAACAGGCCCACCAGUGACCAGUGUAAUCACUACACACAGCUCUAUUCGUUUACCACAGGGCCGCCCUGGAACAUGUAUACUGUAUGCUUCCACACACCACUCUUAUUCCCUUUAGUUUAGAAGUGGACAAUCAGCAGGACAUUAACUGUUGUCUAUAGGAGGUGUCUAUAGGUGGUCAUAUAAUUAUAUACAUUAUAAUUGCUUUGUCAUUCUCUGGACAUAAAUACAUUCAAUAGAUUAUACAAAGACACUGCAUGUAAGAUAAAAGUGGCAUUUUCCCUUACCCUGCUAUAAGAUUAUGAGUAUAAUUUAACAGAAUAACUUGGAUAAAAUGAUAAAUACAAAAAGUUAAUAUAUAUUGAAUGUACUUUAUAUUGACACUUGUUCAGAAUAAAAUAGUUUAUUUUGCCUA